This is a messenger RNA of Zea mays, 1679 nucleotides long. RefSeq names its product maize insect resistance 2. Lineage: Eukaryota; Viridiplantae; Streptophyta; Magnoliopsida; Poales; Poaceae. Bases 3 to 1457 code for a protein of 484 amino acids. The transcript has 5 exons. The record is from RefSeq and is marked provisional. Gene Ontology annotation, biological process: proteolysis. Gene Ontology annotation, molecular function: cysteine-type peptidase activity.
CCAUGCGUCCGUCGUCGCGUUACCCGCCGCAACCCGCGCUACUCGCUCUCGCUCUCGCCCUCGCCCUCGCGGCGGCGGCCCCGGAGCUGAGACCCCUCGCCGCCGCCGUCACCGUCACGCCGCCGCCGGAGCGGACGGACGAGGAGGUGCGGCGGCUGUACGAGGAGUGGAGGUCGGAGCACGACGCGGGGCCGAGGCGUGGCGCCACCGGCGGCAGCCUCGGCCCGGGCGAGGACGACGACGCGCGGCGGCUGGAGGUGUUCCGCUACAACCUCCGCUACAUCGACGCGCACAACGCGGAGGCGGACGCGGGGCUCCACGGCUUCCGCCUCGGCCUCACCCGCUUCGCCGACCUCACCCUGGAGGAGUACCGCGCCCGCCUCCUCCUUGGCUCCCGCGGCCGCAACGGCACCGCGGUGGGCGUCGUCGGGAGCCGCCGCUACCUGCCCCUAGCCGGGGAGCAGCUCCCCGACGCCGUGGACUGGCGCGAGCGCGGCGCCGUCGCCGAGGUCAAGGACCAGGGCCAAUGCGGUGCGUGCUGGGCGUUCUCGGCGGUGGCAGCGGUGGAAGGGAUCAACAAGAUCGUGACAGGCAGCCUCAUCUCGCUGUCGGAGCAGGAGCUUAUCGACUGCGAUAAGUUCCAGGACCAGGGCUGCGAUGGCGGCUUAAUGGACAAUGCUUUCGUGUUCAUGAUCAAGAACGGCGGGAUCGACACCGAGGCCGACUACCCGUUCACUGGCCACGACGGGACGUGCGAUCUCAAACUGAAAAAUACAAGGGUUGUAUCCAUAGAUUCGUUCGAGCGUGUGCCCAUCAACUACGAGAGAGCGCUGCAGAAGGCCGUGGCGCACCAGCCUGUUAGUGCCAGCAUUGAAGCAUCUCGGCGCGCGUUCCAGCUCUACAGUUCUGGCAUCUUCGACGGGAGAUGCGGGACGUACCUGGACCACGGUGUGACGGUGGUGGGGUACGGCAGCGAGGGCGGCAAGGACUACUGGAUCGUGAAGAACUCGUGGGGCACCCAGUGGGGCGAGGCCGGGUACGUCCGGAUGGCGCGCAACGUCAGGGUGAGGGCCGGCAAGUGCGGCAUCGCCAUGGAGCCGCUGUACCCGGUGAAGGAGGGCCCGAACCCGCCGCCGGGCCCGACGCCGCCGUCGCCCGUGAAGCCGCCUAACGUGUGCAACGCGGAGUACUCGUGCCCGGAGGCCACCACCUGCUGCUGCGUCUCCGAGUACCGCGGCAAAUGCCUCGCAUACGGCUGCUGCGAGCUGGAGAACGCCACCUGCUGCGAGGACCACUCGUCCUGCUGCCCGCACGACUACCCCGUCUGCAGCGUCCGGGACGGGACCUGCCGUAAGAGCGCCAACAGCCCGAUGAUGGUGAAGGCUCUGCAGCGCAAGCCGGCGAUGUAUACUGGCGGCGGCGGCGGCGGCGAGCAAAGCGGGAGGAGCAGCUGGUGAGGAGAUUGAGACUGUGGUGGUGCGUGGCGUGUACUGUUCAUCGUUCAGACAGAUGACUUGCUGGCCAUGCUGUGGGCUCAGGAACUGCUUCUUCACAGUGGCGAUGUUCUGAUCUGUAAUGCACGAAGCACGAUACUAUUUGUUGUAUAUGUAUGUAUGUGUAACUACAGAUAAGAUUAGGAACGGUGUGAAAGAAUAAAGAAACCGAUGGAAUAAGUGAUU